ACCAGGAAGUAACUUGUCAUUUCAGAGAAAACAAAACGGAUCUCUCUCUCUCUCUCUCUCUCUCGUUGUGAGUUCAGGAAAAUGGCCGAGGCCAGUAUUUCAGUAGCUCAGGACCAGUUCAUGUGUCCAGUGUGUCUGGAUCUCCUGAAGGAUCCGGUGACUAUCUCCUGUGGUCAUAGUUUCUGUAAGGUGUGUAUUAAUGGCUGCUGGGAUCAGGAGGAUCAGAAGGGCGUCUACAGCUGUCCUCAGUGCAGAGACACUUUCACGACAAGGCCUGUUCUACGCAGAAACAACAUGCUGGAUGAAGUGGUGGAGAAACUGAAGAAGACUGAAGUCCAAGCUGCUUCUCCUGCUCACUGUUACGCUGGACCUGGAGAUGUGGAGUGUGAUUUCUGCACCGGGAGAAAACACAAAGCCGUCAAGUCCUGUCUGAUUUGUUUGGCUUCUUAUUGUGAAACUCAUCUGAAACCUCAUCUUGAAGUUCCUGUUUUGAAAAAACACACAUUAAUUGAAGCCUCAGCAAAACUCCAAGAGAAGAUCUGCUCUGAACAUGAUGAAGUGCUGAAAAUCUACUGUCGUACUGAUCAAAUAUGUAUUUGCUCUUUGUGCAUGUUGGAGAAACAUAAAGACCAUGACGCUGUUUCAGUCGCAGCAGAAAGAGCUGAGAAACAGAGUGAGUUAAAGGAGGAGCAGAUGAAAUCCCAGCAGAGAAUCCAGGAGAAGCAGAAGAAGGUGCAGGAGCUGAAACAGGCUGUGAACACUAUAAAGCUCAGUGCACAGACAGCAGUGGAGGACAGUGAGAGGAUCUUUACUGAGCUGAUCAGCUCCAUGGAGAAAAAGCGCUGGGAGGUGACGGAGCUGAUCAGAGAUCAGGAGAAGGCUGAACUGAGUCGAGCUGAACGACUCCUGGAGCAACUGGAGCAGGAGAUUGCUGAUCUUCAGAGGAGAGUCACUGAGCUGGAGCAGCUUUCACACACACACGAUCACAUCCAUUUCCUCCAGGUUUUAGCUUCUGGACGUCGCUCUCCUCAAUUACCCAGACCAAAUUUUCACACAUCCAGCGUCACAGUCCAUCAACAUCUCUCAUUUGAUGGAGUGAGGAAUUCUCUCUCAGAUCUGAAAAAGAGACUCGAGGAAUUCUGUGAGGAGGAAUUCAACAAAAUCCCUCCACAUGCUGCAGCAGUUCAGAUCAUUUCAGGACCAGAACCACAGAGCAGAGAAGACUUUCUGAAAUAUUUCUGUCAUCUGACUCUGGAUCCCAACACGGCACAUCGUCGCCUCAUUCUGUCUGAGAAGAACAGAGCGGUGAGAGUCAGUGGGAGAGAGCAGCGUUACUCUGAUCAUCCAGAGAGAUUUGAUUCCUGCAGGCAGGUGUUGUGUAAGGAGAGUGUGUGUGGACGCUGUUACUGGGAGGUGGAGUGGAGCGGUGCUGAUGUGUUCAUAUCAGUCUCAUAUAAAGACAUCAGCAGGAAAGGAGAGGGUGAUGAGUGUCUGUUUGGAUUCAACAAUCAGUCCUGGAGUCUGUACUGUUCUUCUUCUUCUCUCUCUUUCUAUCACAACAACAUUAUGACUGAUCUCAGAGUUCCAUCAGCCUCCAGAAUAGGAGUGUAUGUGGAUCACAGUGCAGGAACUCUGUCCUUCUACAGCGUCUCUGACACGAUGAAGCUCCUCCACAGAGUCCACACCACAUUCACUCAGACUCUAUACGCUGGGUUUGGGGUUUAUGGUUCUACAGUGAGAUUGUGUGAUCCAGAAUAAAAGUGUGUCGUGUUUUCUGUAAAAUUCCUGCAUGUUGCCACGUUGUUGCUCAGUCGUCUGUUUCACUAGAACACAAUCCAGCUGCACAAAAACACUCAUUUUAAUAUUUAAAUUAAAACAGAUGAAUAAUUUAAAAUAAUUAAAAAGGAAAUGUUAAAAAUUAACUGUCAGACAAGAAACUCGUCAAAUUUAAAAAGAAAAUGAUCUCAUGACCUUCGCAUUAUAAAGUUGUGUUUGUUUCAUAUUAUUCCACAAGGUUAAGUACGCUCGCAUUUGUGGACAUAAAAUAAUUUUGGUGAAAUUGGGCAGCCUUGUCUGAGCCCACGUAACAUCUUAAAUUUUGGUGUCAUUAAAGGGUUAAGGGAGAUAUAACUAUAAAUCACACACAUCACAUUAUCUCUAGCCGCUUUAUCCUUCUACAGGGUCGCAGGCAAGCUGGAGCCUAUCCCAGCUGACUACGGGCGAAAGGCGGGGUACACCCUGGACAAGUCGCCAGGUCAUCACAGGGCUGACACAUAGACACAGACAACCAUUCACACUCACAUUCACGCCUACGGUCAAUUUAGAGUCACCAGUUAACCUAACCUGCAUGUCUUUGGACUGUGGGGGAAACCGGAGCACCCGGAGGAAACCCACGCGGACACGGGGAGAACAUGCAAACUCCGCACAGAAAGGCCCUCGCCGGCCCCGGGGCUCGAACCCAGGACCUUCUUGCUGUGAGGCAACAGCGCUAACCACUACACCACCGUGCCGCCAUAACUAUAAAUAUCAUUGCGAAAUAUUUUAAUAACCUUGCAGAGCCCAUUUCCAAAUCCAAGAGUUUUGAGUUAUAUAAACAAAAUCAUGCUCCACAGUGUCGAAUGCUUUGAAAAAGUCUAGAAAUAAAACGAGACUGAUUGAUUACCAAUCAAUUAUUCAAUCACAUCCAGAAUCAGUCGGACGUGGUUUUGAAUAUAUUUUCCCUUCAUGAAGGCUGAUUGAUAUUCGUCUACAAGUUUUACAAGUCCACGCUUUAGACGAUUAGCAGAUACUAAGGCAAGUAAUUUAUAAUCAUUGCAUAGUAAGGUUAUAGGUCUCCAAUUGUCUAGCACCAAGAAGUCUUUUUUGGGUUUGGGUAGCAAGGUUAUUAAGCCUGUCUUCAUAGUCAGGGAUAAACAUUCUUUGUGAAUGCAUUCUAAAAAUGCUCUAUAUAAUUUUUUUUUUAGAUAUCCACCCAAAAGUAUUUUAAAAAUUCAGAUGUUAAGCCAUCGAUUCCUGGUGACUUACCAUUUUUCAUUUGUUUUAAUGCAAUUUCAAUUUCUGUUAUAGUUCGUUCCUCAUCAAGUGUAUGUUUGUCUUCAUCCAGUUUUUUGAUGUCAUCAUUGAUGGGAUAAAAUAAGACAUCACAUUCUGAUUUAUUAAAUUUAAGUGACAAUAAAUGA
Neoarius graeffei (lesser salmon catfish) is the source of this 3179-nucleotide messenger RNA. Its product is annotated as tripartite motif-containing protein 16-like. The record is from RefSeq and is a predicted model, not a curated record. Lineage: Eukaryota; Metazoa; Chordata; Actinopteri; Siluriformes; Ariidae. Gene Ontology annotation, molecular function: zinc ion binding; protein binding. The transcript is spliced from 6 exons. The coding region runs from base 82 to 1758 and encodes 558 amino acids.